CUUCUCUUCCCUCUAUAAGAGUUCCCGACGCUCCAGUAACUUCUCAUUAGUGAGCUCUCAUAAAAUCACCCUGAAUUCACUUGGACGGAGCAAGUUCCCUCUGGACAAGAUGAAAUUUGAAGGCAAAAUCAGGCGACUCCUUGUAGAUGAGUUUCAGAAAAAGAGGGCCACAUAUAUCUGCGCCUGCACAGUGAGGGCCACUCCAACGUCCAGAAUCAAGGAUUUUUGCCAGCAGAUGGCAGUCUCUCCCUCUUUGGCUUCUGCAGUGUCAGACCUGUGGAAAGAGAGUGCUGUGCACGGCCACACACCUUUGAACUGGUAGAGACUAACACCCUGCUGCAAAAAGAUAGCCAAACCUUGAAAUGCUGGUUCUCAGUAGACACAUGAGAGGAGAGGACUGACUGGAUGGAGAAACUGAAUCAAACCUUAUUGGACUCUCAGACCUGGAACAGGAAACCUGUCACCAAUGACAACCGGGCGAGCACAUCCUCUACCUCCGGGACCUUUCGUGAGAACAUCCCAUAAUACUGCACCGGAAUGAAGCCUUAACAUGAAAAAAUAAGUAGGGAGCUCUCUGAGAAGAGAUCAUAACUGGCACUUUGUAAAGAACAUUCAGGCAGCCUCGAGUGCUCCUUUAUUCUCUGUGGUUUUCACAAUCCAGGGAGAGAUUAUACAAGAGUAUGCAUCAGUCAGUGAAGAGAGGACAACACUGUUCAAGCACGACAAGAGAAACGGCACCCAUCUUUGGCAGAAUGCGACAACCUCAGAGGUCCAUAAUGUUCGAAUGGAGGAGUCAUCUGUCGGCAUGAUCAGGAGAAAGAGGGAUUGGAUGAUUCCACCCAUUAGUAUUCCAGAAAAUAAUAAAGGCCCGUUCCCAGUGGAAUUGGUGAAGAUGAAGUCCACUGCUGCCAACUCAAUGAAAAUGAUUUAUAAAAUUACAGGCGCUGGAGCCGAUCUGCCUCCCAGGGGGCUUUUCACAGUGAAUAAAUAUUCAGGCAUGUUGUCUGUGACCAAAGAACUGGACAGAGAGGAAACUCAAGAAUACAUUCUUACAACUCAUGCCUCGGCAGAAGGUCAAGACUACACUGAAACCCCCAUUAAUAUCAUUAUAAAAGUUAUUGACCAAAAUGACAACAGACCGGUCUGCACCCAGAAUCCUUUUACAGGAAACGUCCUAGAAAGGGCAAAACAAAACGUACCUGUCAUACAAGUGACAGCAGAUGAUCUUGAUGAUCCAGAAACUGAAAACAGCAUUAUACGUUAUAAACUGGUGAGACAGGAACCCAGCGGUGAGAUGUUCCACAUUGACCCUGUCAGUGGAGUCAUCAGUCUGGCCUCUGUUGGCACUUUGGACAGAGAGACGAAUCCUGUAUAUACACUGGCUGUGAAAGCAGCGGACAUGGAAGGUCAGGGUCUGUCCUCCACCUGCACAGUCGUCAUCCACGUCACUGACAGCAAUGACCACGCUCCUAGGUUCAGCCAAAAAACGUAUGCAAGUACAGUGCAAGAAAAUAAGGCAGGGGAAAUUGUUGCGAGGUUGCCCGUCACAGAUAGAGACGAACCUUUAAGUGUUAACGCGGUGACGAAGUUCACCAUCAUCAAGGGCAACGAGGAAGGAUUCUUUAACAUCAGCACUGGUCCCGACAAGAUGCAGGGAAUCAUCACAACCACAAAAGGUCUGGAUUUUGAGCAGGUCAGAAGUUUCUCUCUGGUGCUAAUGGUAGAGAACGAGGUUCCAUUUGCUAUUCCUCUGUCCACCUCCACUGCCACCGUAACCAUCUCAGUGCUGGACGUAAAUGAGUCACCCAUUUUUGAGCAGGCAGGGAAACAGGUCUCCGUAUUUGAGGACCUCCCAGUGGGCAGCAGCAUCACCAAAUACACCGCCAAGGACCCAGAUACUGAAAGACAGCAGAGAAUAAGUUAUAAGUUGCAGAAAGACUUUGCUAACUGGCUGGACAUCACAGAGGACACUGGACACGUUACAGUCAGGAGCUCAUUGGACAGGGAGUCCUCGUUCGUUAGAGAUGGACAGUACAUGGUCUUAAUAGUGGCUUAUGACAAUGAUAAUGAGCCAACCACAGGAACAGCCACAUUGGUGAUUGAGCUGAUGGAUGUUAAUGACAACGCUCCAGUACUGGAGCAGCACAGACUCCAGAUGUGUUCUACAGAACCGAAGCCUGUCCUUCUGACCAUCACAGACCCAGAUGGGCCAGAAUAUGGCGCACCCUUCACUGUCGACCUUCAUAAAGAAUAUCAAGUUAACUGGACCAUCAUCAGCAACUCCAGCAGCAGUGCGGUGUGGUUGAGUCCUCACAGAUAUCUGGCUGCUGGCGAGUACCAGCUGUUGUUGCGUGUGUACGACUCACAGAUGUUAUUUCAGGACAGCUCGCUCGUGGUGGAGGUGUGUGACUGUAAAGGUGAUGACGUUACCUGCAUCAGUGGCAUCCAAGCUGCUUCCAUCUCCACCCUCUUCAUCUAUGUUUUAGCUGCCAUCUUUUGCCUUCUCGUGCUGCUGCUGUUGCUUCUCCUUCUGAAGAGGAAAAGUGGCGGAAAGCGGGAGCACUUUAUCCACCAAGAACAAGACAGGGGCAAUAUUUUAUGUUACAAUGAGGAAGGAGGAGAAGAAGACCAGGACUAUGAUAUGAGCCUGUUGCAUAGGGGACCAGAGGUGUUCUGUACAGACAUUGCCCCGAUGGCCUUGCCUAUGGUCUUCUAUCGGCAACAUCGAAAGGAGAACGAAGAUAUUGUAAACUUCAUUUAUGAUAAUCUGUGCACUGCAGAUGAUGAGCACUAUGUGGCGCCGUAUGACUCAGUGCUGGUGUUUGGUUAUGAGGGAGAGGGCUCUGAUGCUGGUUCUCUCAGCUCUCUGCAGUCGUCCAGCAAUGAUGGGGAUCAGGAUUAUAAACAGCUGCAGCACUGGGGGCCUCCGUUCAAAAGACUGGCUGACAUGUAUGCAGGAGAAGAAGAGGACUGAUACAUGCUCUGAUCACAACAUUACUGGGAUGAACAGUAUGUGAACAUUCCUCUCUGGCUGUAGUUUUGGAUAUAUUAUGUUGGCUUGACAAAGUCAACAUACUGUUAUUCUACAGACAUUACGUUUUUUUUUUCCUAAAUCCCAAACAAAGACCAAAAAUAUCAUUUGUUAGUUCGCAUUGAACUUUCAAGCUACAUCCUCCAGACUUGGCACAGACUGUCAGACUGUUCUGACCUAGUUUGUUAUGUCUUUUCUAACUGAUUGGACUUGCAGUUUUUCUGUAGGGGGCAAUUAAAUAUGGGCAGACUUACACUGAUGGAAUGUUCGUGAAUUCAAACUCAUUCUGUCAAAAAUUCAAAUGUAAACAAACCCACACAAGGCAUUUAAUCUCUUUUUAAGUUGCUCUCUCUUGCUUUUUUGUCUGUCAUCUGUCUGUCUGUCUGUCUGUCUAUCUAUCAUCUGUCUGUCUAUUCUAUCUGUCUAUCUGUCUGUCUGUCUGUCUUGUCAUGGGAUUAUUCAGCCCCGGUUUGUUUUGUGUGUUUUCCCUCGUGUGUCUAUCUAUCUAUCAUCUGUCUGUCUGUCUGUAAUCUAUCUGUCUGUCUGUCUAUCUAUCUGUCUAUCGUCUGUCUGUCUGUCUGUCUAUUUAUCAUCUGUCUGUCUGUCUAUCUAUCUGUCUAUCGUCUAUCUGUCUAUCGUCUGUCUGUCUGUCUAUCUAUCUGUCUAUCGUCUGUCUGUCUGUCUGUCUGUCUUGUCAUGGGAUUAUUCAGCCCCAGUUUGUUUUGUGUGUUUUCCCUCGUGUGUCUAUCUAUCUAUCAUCUGUCUGUCUGUUUGUAAUCUAUCUGUCUGUCUGUCUAUCUAUCUGUCUAUCGUCUCUGUCUGUCUGUCUGUCUGUCUAUCAUCUGUCUGUCUAUCUAUCUAUCAUCUGUCUGUCUGUCUCUAAUCUAUCUGUCUGGCUGUCUAUCUAUCUGUCUAUCGUCUCUGUCUGUCUGUCUAUCUAUUAGGGCUGGGGAAAAAAAUCAGUUCUGUUACAAAUCACAAUUCUUGAGCCUGAUAAUUUUUUUUAUUUAAUAAAAAAAAAAUCAUGUUUAUCUUAAUACUACAAUGAUUAAUAGAUAAAUACAGGAAUCUAUAUUUGUGCAGAGUUCCACACUAACAGUUUUCUUUCUGAGGAGUUUUGUCUCUUGAAUUCUUUAUGUUUAGUCCUUUAAUGCACCUGUGCUACAGCCAUCAAAGCGCCACUUGUCCUCUGUCAGACGUCAGAUCUUCUGCUGUGAUCAAUGUUCCUGUUAUUAUGCAUAAUCCAAAAGUUUAUUUGAGAGGUGUUGUGCAGAGUAUUUUUCAGAAGUCACUCUGCAGAUUCUGUCUGACUCAGCUUUAAUAAAUAGUUUAGCUGUAAAAAGCCUUAACAAACUGUUGCAUGGCGUAAACUACAUGUCGCGCACCAGCAAUAUUUAUAAUCUAACAGCCAGGGCAUGCAUGCGCAGUGGUGGACAGCAUGACCAUGUCUCGCGGAACACAUGCAAAUGAUCAGUUCUCACUUUUUUUCCUCUGUCAGUCAUCUGGGAGCAGUUUGUAAGAAUAGUGUUGUCUAUGAGAAUGCUGCAUAGGAUCUCAGACUAUCUCAGGAUGCAUAUGCAAAUAACAUGCAAUAACAUUGGGACUACAGGUGAACUGUCAUGUGUGUCAUAAAUCAGUACAGCCCUAGAAAUGGUUCUUUAACAAUUUUACCCUUUAGCCUCCAUUUGUGUGUUGCAAAAUUAUCAUUAUGAUAAUAGUAUUAACUUAUGGUAAUAUAUGUUCUAUUUUAUAUUCUAAAAUAACCAUAUUAGUUUGAUAAGUUAAAAUGAUAUAUUGUAUAUAUUUAUUUGUUGAAUACAAAUGGACAUAAUGCAGCAUUAUACAUAGCUCAGACAACGCACUGACUAGUCAAUUGACAGUUUUAAAUUGGUAGUUUUGCACCUCCCUACGUUUCACCUGCAAAUGAUAUAUUACAGAGUGAAAACAAUUGUCAUUUCAGACACAACUUUUCUUCAGUAGACUUAUCUAUCUGAGAAAAAGGAGUUCAUUUUUUAAAUCUUUUUAAGAAGUUUUUAUAUCAAAACAUCAAAUCGCAAUACUUACCGAAUAGCAAUGCAUUACAUAUUGAAUCGGUUUGAAAAAAAUCGAAUAUCGAAAUAUCGAUUGUAGUAUCGAAACAGGAGGUGUGUGGCAUUUCCCAGCCCUACUAUCUAUAGAUGGAUGGAUGGGUGGAUGGGGAGAGAGAGAAAGAGUCUGUUCCGAAACCUAGUGAACUUUAUCCAGAGGCAAUAGGCGCAAUCCCGACUCGAAGGCUGUUCCAGAAGCUAGGUAUCUUAAAUAUGCUGCCUCCUAAGAUAUCUUGUUUUGUCCACAUUCUAAGGUAGCAUUGAACAGAUCCUUCCUUGGGUAGGUGAUCCUAGAAUGCGCCGCUCUGUGGAAAAAUAAAUCCAAGAUGGUGGACGAAGCGUGAGAAAUUUUGAUUAUAAAUAUACAAUACUUAUAAUCCAUUCAGUACUGAAAAGUAUCAAUACAUUUUUUUUUAUAUGAUAGAAAACAUAGUAUUUCGCUGAAAAUGCGAGUCGAAUGAAAAAAUAACACAAAGUAAUAGUGCUGAACUUUAUCACAAAAAUAAACAGUACUGACUGAACCAUGAAAAUGUAUUGUAAUUUUUAAAAUGAAAUAAAUAUUAAUAUAUAUGAACUAAUAUUAAAAUUUUAAAGUCAGCUGAUUUUUAAAUUGACGUUGUUUCCUUUGUCCACAAGAGGGCGCAAUAAAUACAUAAACCGUUCAGCACCGUUAUAUUAUUGCAAAGAACAUUCCUAUCCUGACUGUUAAAAAAGAGCAUUUCAUUUUCAACUAAUGUGCAUAAAAUAAAUAUGUUUUAGUCAGUCCAUAUUCUCAAAUGUUAAGUAAAAAGUAAAAUGAGGGGGGAAACGCUUCAGUAGGCAGUUCACAUGGUGUUACACUUGCACUGAUUCCUACUACUCCAGACUCAAGCUUCAUAAUAGCAGCGAAAUACCACAUUGUUUUUUUAUUCAGUACAGUUGUAUGUAGAGUAGCAAUAUUCCCAGAUAGCAAUGGUAUCCGGCUGAACUCGGUGGUGAAGCGGCUCAGACUAUGAGCAGAGGCCAGGGGCUGUUCAAUCAAAUGAAACACAACAGACUGGAACCGAAUGCGAGGAUCUCGAGACACACGUUUCCAAGUUGAACAUCUUUCCUGACAAAGCAUUUAAACAACUCAUAAUCUGAGAAACGCUUAUAAGAGUGCAAGACGCAACGGCUAAAGACCUCCACCAACUGUAAGGGGCUGUUCACACCAAACGCUUUUGCAACCAUCCAUUUGUUUUUCUAUGUAAACGCAUGCUAGACGAACGUCACUUUGUUUUUGUUUAUUCAGCGUCUCAUGCAGGAGCGCUGUAUUUUAGAUGAUGUGUCUAAUUAAAAAGAACUUUAAAAGCAUAUUGAGACACCUGCUUUCUUUUAAACUGUAUUUGUUGUGCUGUGUCUCGCCAUUUUUAGUGCAAGAAUGUGAUCGAUCUGAAGUCAUUGUAUUUUUUUAAAUUGAAAUCAGAUGCGUUUCUGAUUUGUUUGUACAUUUCUCUCGGCUGCAUGAAGAUAUUCAUUUGCUUUCUCAUAUCACUAGCUUUAAAAAUGCAACUUAGCUUGCUAACGAAUGCAUAAACGUGAGCAGCUGGAUAGAAACAAAUGCAAAUAGAUGGUAAUAGAUGGGAACAAUCGUGACAUUUAAACAUUUGGGUAGGACUUGCGUGUAUUUUUGUCACAUUGUUCUAACCACUUGAGGUUAGCUUUAACAUACUGCUGUUCUCUACCAAUGCAGCAUCUAGUCAACAAAUUAAUUACUUUAUAAUGAUAUGAUAACGUGUACUGUAGUGUACUGUAUGCAUACCUUUUCAUUGUUGAUGUUUUAAAUCUGCAUCUGAAGUGUUCUGCUCCAUGCAGAGUGUAGUCUUACGUGUCAAAACAAACACCACAAGACAUCAGUGAAGUGAGGACGCUCUCAUACUGUAUAACGGCAGCGGACCCUUCCCAGCCGCUCCAGCACCGGAUGCAACAGGGAAAAACUAUCUGUGUGGAUUUUUGCCGAUAACCGAUAGUUCCAGAAAUCUGUUAUCGGUGCCGAUUAAUCGGCAAAACCGAUAUAUCGGUCGACCUCUAAAAACAACUUCCGCUGCAGUUUCAAUGGCAGCGCCCACAGCACAAAUAUGGACUAUUUUAUUCAUCUCAAAUACUUAAUAUAAACAGACCAACCUCACCUUACAAUCAUUACUCUGGGAUAAUGAAGUAUAGAAAAUGUCAUGUCCGAUGUCAUGUUGUUUUAAUAUUUUAAACAGGAUGUAUGUGAGCAGAGUCUACAACUGUAUUAUAUUCACAAACGGGAGAUGAGCAUGCUGCAAUAGUGAAAACAAUGACAUUAAAACACUUAAACGCUGUCUCUUUGGAGUUGGGCACAAUAAUCCUCUGGGAGUAAACUGAACAGCUCGCGCAGCUCCUCGUGAACUGGGAAAACUUUGCGCUGAUAAUCGCCUCGCUCAGAUACUAUUACACAUUGUAGUGCUAGAUGGCACAUGGUGAAGUGCUGAGUUACUCCAAAGAAACGAUAAAAUGGCUGAUGUUUACCAAGUGCAUCCAAAUUGGCUAGAAAAACUACGAUCGUCCAUGGACAGAUCGAUGGAUGGAUGUUUGGAUACUCUACAAUUCGGAGCCGGAUGUGACGACACACGGACUGUGAUAAAGGCCUGUUAGGAUGCUGCCAUAGAAGACAGCUGCCUAAGUAGGCAGGAGACAGCAAGGCAGCUCACUAAGUUUUGAAACAGACCCAUAGAUAGAAUCUAUCCUAUCUGACGGUCUGCCUGACUACCUGUCUGUGUAGCUGGCUUGAUGUGAGUUUAGGGUUAGGGUUAGGGUCUGUAUAUACAUCAAACUUUUCAAACUAGUUUAAACUUUCUGACAACGCUUUGCCAAGCCAACAUCAAAGUUUGUUAUCUAGUUUGUUUCUAGAUAGUUACUUAAAAGUGAUCCACUACAAAUUACUUUUAAAGUUUGUUAAAGGUACUACUUUAUUUAUGUAUUUAUUUAUCAUCACAAAAAUAGCUUUUAAAAAUUCAAUGGUUGGAAAGAAGUUGGGAUUGACUGUCAGCAUAAUAUGAAAGUGGAAUGGACUGUCUUUCUUGUCAUUAAUGGCUCCAGCAUUACACAACCUGUGCUGUACUUUUGUUUGUAAAUCUAACAUGUGUUCUCACUUUGUGGUCAUGCAUUUUUGUUUAUGAAUAUAAUAUAGUUUGUGGAUUUUCUGUUGGCAGGUUCCUAAUUAGACAAGGAAUAACAGCUUGGUGUCUUGGCUCUGGAUUUGUAGGUUUUAAACCUAUAGCCUAUGUGUUCAAAGAGUUUGAUUACAAAUUUUAAUAGCAUUGCGCAUUAUUAUUAAAGGAACACUUCACCUAAAAUGGAAAAUUCUCUCAUCUUUUACUCACCCUCAUGCCAUCCCAGAUGUGUAUGACUUUCUUUCUUCAGCAGAACACAAACAAAGAUUCACUGCAAGUGAAUGUUGAUCAGAAUUUUGUAGCCCCAAAAAGCACAUAAAGGCAGCAUAAAAGUAAUCCAUACGACUCCAGUGGUUUAAUCCAUGUCUUCAGAAGCGAUAUAAUAGGUGUGGGUGAGAAACAGAACAAUAUUUAAGUCAUUUUUUACCAUAAAUCUCCAUUUUAACUUUCACUUUUAGAUGUGAAAGUGAAACUAAACAGGCUUCACAUGUGACUUUCAGAUGUAAAAAUGAAAGGGGAGAUUUAGAGUAAAAAAAGGAGUUAAAUUUUGAUCUGUUUCUCACCCACACCUAUUAUAUUGCUUCUGAAGACAUGGAUUUGUGUAUAAUGAUGUCUCUGGGCUAAGCCCCAGAUGUCCACUGACCCUAGAGCCACCACUGCCUUCAGCUGUCACAGAAAUGCUAACAGAUGUACAUAUUAAUGUCAUUUAUGUUUAUUCAUAAAUAAUGUUAUUUUAGAAAUAUGUUUAACCCUACUUAAAAGUAAUUGAUUUAAAAUCAGUUACUGAAAUGUAAUGUUACACUACUUUUUGACCAAAAUUGUAAUUAGAUUACAGUAAUAAUUACUUUGUGAUUGGAUUACAUCCAACACACUACAUAUGAAUGAAUUGACAGAAUGAACAGUACAUUAGGUAUAAUAUUGUAUACAAUACAGA
This is a messenger RNA of Myxocyprinus asiaticus (Chinese sucker), 9207 nucleotides long. Its product is annotated as cadherin-1-like. The record is from RefSeq and is a predicted model, not a curated record. Gene Ontology annotation, molecular function: calcium ion binding; cadherin binding. The transcript has 19 exons. Gene Ontology annotation, cellular component: catenin complex; adherens junction; plasma membrane. Lineage: Eukaryota; Metazoa; Chordata; Actinopteri; Cypriniformes; Catostomidae. Bases 785 to 2974 code for a protein of 729 amino acids. Gene Ontology annotation, biological process: calcium-dependent cell-cell adhesion; cell-cell junction assembly; cell morphogenesis.